Messenger RNA from Folsomia candida, 1880 nucleotides. RefSeq names its product UBX domain-containing protein 4. Bases 118 to 1695 code for a protein of 525 amino acids. Gene Ontology annotation, molecular function: protein binding. The transcript is spliced from 7 exons. The record is from RefSeq and is a predicted model, not a curated record. NCBI's taxonomy places the organism in Eukaryota, Metazoa, Arthropoda, Collembola, Entomobryomorpha, Isotomidae.
UUCUCUGCUGAUUUUCGUAAGAAAGACACGUAGCAAAAGUCUGACUGGAAUUUAGCUAAAUAAUUGCUUGCAAUUUAAAGCUGUAAUUAUCUAUAUCCAACCACACCCACCUCGAGGAUGAAGUGGUUUGAAGGAAACAUUGUGGAAGCUGUGCAGAAGGCGCAGAUUGAAGGUGCCGUUUUUGGUGUAGGGAUUUUUGGAGAUGACGAUAGCUCUAAAGAAUUAGAAGCGUCACUGAGUGGAGAAGAAGUCCAAGUCGUCAUGAAUGCUGGAAAAUUUGUUUGUAUUCGAAUCACAGGAAAUUCGGAAUCGCAUCAACAAUUUGCACAGAUUUAUACGAAUGCCCCAUCACCGUCUAUUUAUCUAAUUGGGGAUCGUGGUUCCCCACUUGAAGUCAUUUCUACUCCGCACACGUCUUCAGAACUAAAAGUAAAAUUUCAGUCGGCAUAUUCUCGUCACUGUUCUGCGUUAAGUGCUUCAAUCGCUCCGCCUGCGCCACAAGUAUCGCCACCAGCACCAGUAGUAGCGGCGGAUGGCGGAGUUAAUGCCGCCGCCGGAACCUCGGCGACAGCCCAGGCAUUGUCAAAUGCAAAUGAAGCCGUACGUCAAGCAGAAUUUGCAGCAAAUCAAGAAAAUCUUUCAAUGGAAGAUAAGAUUGAGAGGGCACAACGACUCGCAGCAGCUAAAAGACAGCAAAAACUUGCUGAAGAGGCUGAAGAUGUUAAACGUAAAGAAAGAGAGCGCCGUGAUAUGGGCAAAGGUCUCGCCGAACUGAAACGAUGGCAGGAUGAGCAAGAAGCCAAGCAAUUGGUUGAGCAAAGGAAGAAGGAAAAGAAAGAUGACCAAGAAUUGAGACAACGAUUGCGUGAACAAAUUGCUCAGGAUAGAGCUGCAAGAAAUGCAAGAUCGAACGUUUCUUAUCUACAAGAAGGACCAGUGCCCCCUCAAGAUGAUCAAUCUUCUUCUGCGCCACCAGCGGGGUCUCGACCAGUCGGGUUAGGAACAGGUGCUUCAGCUCCGAAAGAUUACAGUGGCAUGGCCCGACUUCAAUUUCGCUUACCGUCUGGAUCCUCUAUUUCACAUGCGUUUGAACCUAGUGUCACACUUGGAGAUGUUCGUACCUUUCUGCUGGAUGGCAAUCAUUUACCAUUCAGACAAUUUACACUCUCCGUCGCCUACCCACGCCGACAGUUUACUAAUGCGGAAUAUGUUUCCACACUACGCGACCUCGGCCUUGUUCCUUCAGCCGCGUUGUUGGUUCUACCCCUUUCCGGAUCAACUUCAUCUCUCGGUGGUGGCGGAUCUGGAAUAGGGAGAUGGAUUUCACUAAUUGUGAGCUAUUUGGUCAUCCCUUUUACAUUUAUUUACUCUUUACUCCAAAGAGCCCUCCCUUCCUCUGGUACUUCGACAACGCCAACCGCUCCACCAACAAACCAACGACCAACUACGGCUCGUACUCGACCCAUUCCUGGUAAUUCUGGUGCUGAAGACACUCCUUCCUCAAGUACGGCCGGAUCAUCUAAUCAAAGCCAGGCUGCCGGAGCAGCAGAGUUAAGAAAUAGGAAGAAUGCCAGUAACAAAUCCGGAGAAGGGAAAAAAAGCACUGACGGAAAUAUCCACAGACUUCGCAACACAGAGGAAGAUUCGGACGAAGAGAAAGCGACAUGGAACGGAAAUUCAACGCAACAAAUGUAGAUUAUAAGUAUAUAUAUAUUUAAUACAAGUAUUCGUGAUAUUACGAUUUCCGAACUGUUAGCAUUCUAAUUUGUCAUCGCGCUUUAUAGCAAUGUCAACACAAAAAUAUCGUUUAGUUAAAUACUUACAUUUUAAAUGUAUCUCUUUCAGUAUGCGUUAAUAGAAAAUGAGCAAUCGGUAUCAUA